Micromonas commoda is the source of this 1179-nucleotide messenger RNA. RefSeq lists its product with no specific name. The coding region runs from base 34 to 1008 and encodes 324 amino acids. The record is from RefSeq and is a predicted model, not a curated record. NCBI's taxonomy places the organism in Eukaryota, Viridiplantae, Chlorophyta, Mamiellophyceae, Mamiellales, Mamiellaceae. The transcript has 2 exons.
AACGGAGGAGCCGCGAAGGCUGCGGCCACCUCCAUGGUGGUCGACGCCUUCUCCACCAAGGUUGCCGGCGCCAUCAAGCCCGUCCUCGAUAAGGCCGCGCCAGCCUUCGCCGUCCUCUCGCAGGUCUUCGCCAUCGUCUACCCCUACAUCGAGAUGGCGUUCACCUACCUCGCCGUCGUCUGGGAGAAGCUCCAGCCGUACCACCCGCAGGAGUUCAUGCCCGCCAUCGCGGGCUUCGUCCUCGUCUUCUUCGGCGGCAACUUCUUCACCCUCGCCGCGGCGGUGGAGGCCUACCGCAUGGUCGGCUUCGACGACACCAAGACCGCGCUGAUCGCGCUGCACAAGAGCUACAAGGUCGCGCUCGAAGCGUCCAAGAAGGACGACGAGGUUGACGACGACGGCGACGGCAUCGCGGACGUCAAGCAGAUCUCGAGCAAGGAGCUCGUCCAGAGGAAGAUCGGCGUGGUCGCGAAGGCGAUCGACCCCGAGCUCGUGGCGGACGCCGUCACCGCCAUCAACGCCGGUCUCAUGGCCGUCGUCGCGACCCUGAAGGUCAAGUUCGCCAAGUGCGUCACCAUCGGCGUCACCGUCGGCGGCAUCGCGCACAACGUCGUCUCCACCAACUUCGAACCCGUGCUCCUGGAGCUCACCCCGGGUGAGUACAAGAAGUGGGUCUCGCCCGGCGUCAAGUACGCGUGCAAGCUCUUCGGCGUCUCCAUCGCCUGGUGGCUGCAGAUGACCAUCUCCGCGUUCCACUCCGCGUCCCGCGGCGCGCAGCUCUUCGCGCGCGGGUCCCUCGCCUACGCCGUGCGUCACAAGUACCUGAGCCCGUCGGCGAUUGACGAGAAGGGCAAGGUUUUCAACUUUUUCAUCGUCGGCCUCGGGUGCCUCGGCUUCUGGUGGCAGUUCUGGAACGGGUUCUCGCUGCCCUUCCCGGUGAACAUCCUCCUCCUGCCGGUCACGUUCGCCGAGUACGGCAUGAGGUUCCUCGUGUUCAUGCUCGGCUGAGGGGCGAGGCGAGCGACGGAUGACGGAGAGGUCGCAACGCGGCCGACAUUGUACAACAGUGGUUGAGAAAUUACGGCGCCGGGAGACUCGUAGGUGUACAUAGAGCUUCAGACGCGCGUCGCACCGAUAACGUGACGUUGUGUUCAUAUAUUACCACGCGAAUCCGAACGA